This is a messenger RNA of Pelobates cultripes (western spadefoot toad), 4904 nucleotides long. The record is from the annotation of a GenBank genome assembly. NCBI's taxonomy places the organism in Eukaryota, Metazoa, Chordata, Amphibia, Anura, Pelobatidae.
AUGUCACAAUCUUCAGAACCCUCGGGUGUAAAAAGUGAGGCUCCAAAAGAGAAGGACUAUCGUACCCCCGGAUUAAGAGGAGUGAAAACUACGACUCUCUUUCGAGCUGUGAAUCCGGAGCUUUUCAUCAAACCUGUAAGAAGAAAAAAAAACCUUAUUCAUUUUAACCCUUUAGAAAACAGAUUGUGAGAACUGUAAAAUGCUAAAUUUUGUUCUUAAAGACUAUAUUCCGGCAUGGAAUGUCCUGGCCAUUUUUUGCCUGCUACAAUCAGCCCAGCAGAUCAGGACCGGAUUAACAUAGGGACUGAUGGAUCUUAAGCUCCAGGCCCAUGCCUCUGGAAUAGACCGAUUGACUUAAAAACAAAUAUAUAUAAAUAUUUUUUUAACUACUCUUCACAUGUUCUGCUUAACCUCUUAAGGACACAUGACAUGUGUGACAUGUCAUGAUUCCCUUUUAUUCCAGAAGUUUGGUCCUUAAUGGGUUAAAGGGACACUCCAGGCACCCAGACCACUUCUGCCCAUUGGUGUGGUCUGGGUGCCAACUCCCACUACCCUUAACCCUCCAAGUGUAAUAAUUACAGUUUUUUUAUAAACUGCAAUAAUUACCCUGCAGCGUUAACUCCUCCUCUAGUGGCCCUCUACUAAACAGCCACUAGAGGGCACUCCCUGCUUCAUAGCACAGAAAACCUGUGCUAUAGAGUCGCUGGACGUCCUCACGCUGUGUGAGGACCUCCAGCAUCUCUCAAUUCCCCAUAGGAAAGCAUUGAAAAGCAUUUUCAAUGCUUUUCUAUGGAGAGCUCUAUUGCGUAUGCGCGACAUUGCUGCGCAUACGCAAUAGGUCUCCUCAGCCGUCGGGCGGGAUCAGUCUCCCCCACCGGCCGACGUAAUGAAGAGGAGGAGCAGCGGUGACCCAAAACCACCGCCAAGGGACAUCAGUGGGGGUCUCAGGUAAGUGACUGAAGGGGUUUUCACCCCUUCAGCAGCCGGGGAUGGGGGGUGGGAGGGAGAGGGGACCUGCAGUGCCAGGAAAACAGAUUGUUUUCCUGGCACUGGAGAGUCCCUUUAAGUAUGGAAACUCAAGAGGGAUGUAGGGAAACAAAACUGGUGUGGACUGGCUGACAAAAAAAUUAGUUAAAGGACCACUAUAGUGCCAGGAAAACAAACUAGUUUUCCUGGCACUAUGUAGUCCUUAGGUCCCCCCACCCUCAUGGCCCCCCUCCCGCUGGACUGAAAGGGUUAAAACCCCUUCAGCCACUUACCUUUCUCCAGCGCCGGGCUCCCUCAGCGCUGAUGACCUCUCCUCUCCCUCCGACGUUGGCUCCCGAGCCCAAUGCGCAUGCGCAGCCAGAGCCGUGCGUGCUUUAAAAAAGCCCAUAGGAAAGCAUUACUCAGUGCUUUCCUAUGGACAUCAGCAUCUUCAAUCGCAGAAGUGGCCUCUAAUGGCUGUCAGUAAGACAGCCACUAGAGGCUGGAUUAACCCUGCAGUGUAAAUAUAUAUCCGAAACUGCUAUGUUUUCAGUUGCAGGGUUAAAACGGGAGGGACCUGGGUGCCUAUAGUGGUCCUUUAAGGUAAAGCUGACUUUGCCCACUAUGCAAAUGCUUUGCUGCUUCAGUCUCUCUAACACUGUGGUAUGUUCUAUUUUUUUCUACACUGCGUAAAUACACGUUUUCUCUGUCCCAGAAUGUAUAACAGGAGCUUCUGCGUGCUAGUAAGAUGGUUAGGAGAGGAGUGGACCAGCGAGUGCUAGAGGACACACCUUAGAAAGCUUAGAGCUAGCGCAUUAUUAGACGCAUUUAUGCCUAGCUCAGGGUGCUGUCUGUAUAGUAUGCCCUUGGUUGGUCAUCCUGCAUGAUUGGCAGGAAGCCUAAUGUGCAUUCACGCCAGGCUAACCAUCUAAUUAUUUGUACAGACCUGCCCCCUUUUUAGGCAUGUUUGUCCAAAUAUGAAAGCGAGUGAUUAGCAUAGGGUAUGCGUUUUCUGAUAGCAAUGUCCUGUGAGUUUCCCUCCAGCACCACCUCCAGCAGACACAUAAUGCUUGGGAGGUAUAACUGUUUUAGUGUUUUCUGUCGAUAUUUUGUAAUUAGGCGCAUCAUAGCUGUAAGCACCAGGCCCAAUGGGCUCUUAAUGCGGCCAUGCUGCUCAUAUAAAUGAUAGGGGCAUUCCAUUAUUGGUACAGGAUCCUAAAAGGAAUGCUAUAGAAUUAGGAAUACAAAUUUGUAUUCAUAACGCUGUGGUGUUCAAUGCACUUAAAAAAAACUCCUUCUUGACUCCAGAAUGGCAGUUAGAUAUCUUAUUGGAUCCCACUAAUUAAAUAUUAUAUCUGUUUAUUAAGUAUUUAUACAAUCCAAUUGCUGUUUAAAUAUCUGUAUAGACUCUUAUAAACCCACCUCUUCAGGCAGAGAACUCCACAUUCUUAUUGUUCUUACUGUAAAAAAAAAAACCCUUUCCUUUGUUUUAGACUGGGUCUCCUUUCUUCCAGUUUAAAUCGAUGACCUUGUGUCCUAUGUAUUUAUUUUAAGCACUUAUACUGAUAUUUGUUUAAACAAGCAAAUUAAAUUAAAGGUAUUAGUGGGAAAAUAAAUAUUUUCCUUUAAUUACUUAGUUCUCACUGACAGCUCAAUUAUUGUGAACUUGGUGUAAAGCUAGAAAAACAAACCUACCGUAUAUACUCGAGUAUAAGCCGAGUUUUUCAGCACAUUUUUUGUGCUGAAAAACCCCAACUCGGCUUAUACUCGAGUCACUGUCUGUAUUAUGGCAAUUUACAUUGCCAUAAUACAGACUGGGGGCUGGCAGAGCUGUUACUUACCUCUCCUGCAGCUCCUGUCAGCUCUCUCCUCCUCCGCGCCGGUCCGUGCAGCACCUCGGUCAGCUCCCAGUGUAAGUCUCGCGAGAGCCGCGGGGUCAUAGUGCGGCUCUCGCGAGACUUACAGUGUGAGCUGACAGAAGAGCUGCACGGACCGGCGCGGAGGAGGAGAGAGCUGACAGGAGCUGCAGGAGAGGUAAGUAACAGCUCUGCCAGUCCCCUUCCUCCCCCCACUGAACUGCCAAUGCCACUGGACCACCAGGGAAGGAGAGCCCCCCUCCCUGCCAUGUAUCAAGCAGGGAGGGGGGACAACAAAUAUAUAAAUAUAAUAAUAAUAUAUUAAUAAUAAUAAAAAUAAUAAAAAAUAAUAUAACAAAAUAAUAAUAUAUACAUAUAAAUAAUAUAAAUAAUAAAAAAAUAAUAUAACAAAAUAAUUUUAAAAAAUAUAUAAAUAAUAAAAAUAAUAAUAAAAAAAUAAUAUAACAAAAUAAUUUUAAAAAAUAUAUAAAUAAUAAAAAUAAUAAUAAAAAAAUAAUAUAACAAUUUUUUUUUAAAUAACAUCAAUUAAUAAUAUAUAAAUAUAAAUAAUAAUAAAAAAUAAUAUAACCAAAAAUUUUUAUUUUUUUUAUAAAAAUGCCCACUCCCCACCAAAGCUCUGCAACACAAACACACACUGCAUCACACACACACACAGCCCUCAUACACACAUACACUGCACUCAUAUACACACUGCAUUUAUACACACUGCAUUUAUACACACACUGCGCACUCAUACACACACACUGCAUUCAUCAUAUACACACACUGUAAAUAAAUAUUCAAUUAAUAUAAUUUUUUUAGAAUCUAAUUUUAUUUAGAAAUUUACCAGUAGCUGCUGCAUUUCCCACCCUAGUCUUAUACUUGAGUCAAUAAGUUUUCCCAGUUUUUUUGGGUAAAAUUAGGGGCCUCGGCUUAUAUUCGGGUCGGCUUAUACUCGAGUAUAUACGGUAGAUUGUCAGAUAUUUUAAAAUAAAAUGAUUGCCUCAUGCUUGGUUGCAAUCCAGCCACAUGGACGUUCCAUGCAUGUUUGCACCUCACCUGGCAUAUUCUGUAAUCUAUCACAUAAUUAUUAAGCAGAUUAUGGGUGACGCCAAGUAAGCUGUACAAGAAAAAUGUGCUAAUAAACUGCAAUGUAAUACAAUACAAAAAUACCCGCUUUUAAAAUGGACACUUCAUCUCAAUCAGGGGAGGUCUGGCAGCCUUAUACCUGGGGGGCAACUGCCUCCCUGCCCCCCGCACCCUGCCUCUGGCCAGGGAGUGGGGAAGGUCACAUUCCCUGGUGGUCUGGUGGCAUGUUGCGUGCCCCCAGCUACCUGUACACCUCAGAGGGGCACAGCACAGUCCAUCCUCACUUCCCAGCUGCUCUGCUCUAAGUCUCGUGCAGAGUGUUGCCAUGGUAACCCAUGGAAAGACUCUGACGACCGCGGUGCUCAAAAGACUUAGUCUCGCAGUCUACACAGACUUAGUCUCGUGAGCGCCGCGGUCGUCAGAGCAUUGCCACAGGUUACGAUGGCAACGCUCUGCGCGGCUCACAAGACUUAUAGCCGAGCAGCUGGGAACUGAGGAUGGACUGUUCUGGGCCCCCCUGCAGUAUACAGGUAGCCGGGGGCCCAAAGAUGCACAUAUGUGUGUGUGUGUGAGUGUGCAUGUGGGGCCCAGGAGUCCCUGAGUAGUCCCGGACCCCGUCCCACCCCACCCCUGAUCUCAAUACCCCUGUCAUUUUAGCCUUGCAAUAAAAAAAAACAAAUACUGUAGUGCUGUAAGAACACUUGCAUUCUACUUGCUAGGCCAUCAUGGUUCACUUGAUGAACUAUUUGCUGGAUGAAAACCCAUUAUAUAUGUAACAGCAUUUUUAAAUUUUCACAUUGGGUUUUGUAUUUUUUUUUUUCUUUCUUGUAACAGAAUAAACCAGUUAUGGCGUUUGGACUUCUAACAAUUACACUGUGCGUUGCUUAUAUUGGUUACUUACAUGCAACAGAAGAAAAUAAAAAAGAAGUUUAUGAAGCUAUUGACAGUGAAGGAACACGGUACACAAGAAGGAGAACUUCCAAAUGGGAUUAA